Molecule: messenger RNA, 2697 nt
Organism: Brienomyrus brachyistius
Lineage: Eukaryota; Metazoa; Chordata; Actinopteri; Osteoglossiformes; Mormyridae
Product: zinc finger and SCAN domain-containing protein 2-like
Exons: 4
Coding region: 208-1722 (504 amino acids)
Biological process (GO): regulation of transcription by RNA polymerase II
Cellular component (GO): transcription regulator complex; PcG protein complex
Molecular function (GO): RNA polymerase II cis-regulatory region sequence-specific DNA binding; DNA-binding transcription factor activity, RNA polymerase II-specific
Source: RefSeq, a predicted model, not a curated record
AGUCGAUAGGGGACCGGAAGUGGCCUUAACGCGACCGGAAGUGGCGGAGGGAGUUAGGGCUGUGCUAAUGCUAACGGUUACAUCGAUGGGGGCUGCGCUAACACCCAACUAAUUUUAUAGACUAUUCCAUUAAACGGCAAAGCAGAACACCCCACCCUCCCCCAAAAAAAGCCAAGCGGACACGGAGAUCCCCCGCGAGUAGCAGCCAUGACGAGUUGCCUGGCUUUUAACACACAGCUCGCCUCCAUCAUGGAGGUGCUGGCUAAUGCUGCCGUGGCGGAGAUCUGCAAACUGGUGGACGACGGCUACGCGGUGCUGCAGUUGGAGAUCUCUCGGAGCCAGAAGGAGAACGAAGCCCUGAAGAGGAGGGUACAGAUGCUGGAGAGCGGGAGGAUGCGGGAGGCCGAGCAGAGGCCGGCCGUGAGAGAGAGGAGGACGCGCCGAAGCGCCGGCUUUCGGAUGGGCGACGAGCAGGGCGGAGAUGCUGCUGGAGAGAGCCGGUUCUCGAGCAUCGACAAACCCUUCAGUGCAGAUGUGGAUGCUGGUCUGUGGAGGGACAGGGAGGACUCCUCUGAUGAGGUUCAUGUGUCUUUAUCAAGCUGCAAAGAGCAGAGUAGUAACUUUGUUCCUCGGCAACAUGCGGAAAACCUAGAAGAGGAAAAACCAAAAUCAGUAUGCAUUAAGGUGGAGUGCCUCGAAGAUGAUCUGGAGAAUGGAGACCAAGAGGGCGAGCUGAAGAUCAUUGGGGACAGCAGGAUGGAGGUGUCUGACAAUAACAAAAACAUUCCCAGCAUUUUGACAAAAGCUGUAGCUACCAGAGGCAGGGAUGAACCAACUAAGCACAGCAGGAACAGAAAUGAUGUCUUGAAGGCUAAUAACAGCCUCCUCAAGGAAGAACCAGCAAACGAGACCAACAGCCAGCGAACAGGAUCUACGCAGGAGGCCGGAAAAAUGAACGAUCUGGAUUAUAUCAUGUAUGAGAGCAGCAGUGAGUUGCAGACCUUCAGUUCCCACAGUAAUACAGAGGAGGAGGCCGGCGGCCCAGCCUGCAAUUUCGAGUCUGAGGACCUGGUAGUUUGUUCUGAAUCUCAGCCAGCAAGUGCUCCAGGGAGGGGUGAUGCGUUUUCUGAAUGGGACAAAGUGGCCAUGAUGGGAGUGGGGCACACGCAGCAUAGCUAUUACAGGGAAGAUGGUCUACGAGACGAGUUUCCCCUAGGAGAGAUGGGCAUGUUUACCCCAAACAUCCAGAUGACCGUGGGAGAGGACAUGGCGUCCAAACCCAACAUGCCUCCCAUCAACGGAUGGGUCACUGGGGACGACCGUCUUGUCAAAUCGAAAGGCGUCAAGAGCCAUCGGCGAGUUGGCACCAGAGGCAAGCUGUUCAUCUGCACCUACUGCGGGAAAGGUCUGGCCUGCCUGAAGAACCUGAAGACACAUCAGAGGGUCCACACGGGGGAGAAACCCUUCAGCUGUGCCCAGUGCGGCAAGCGCUUUGCCGACUCGAGCAAUUUUAAACGGCACCAGAGCGUCCACACGGGGGAGAGGCGCUACUCCUGCACCUACUGUGGGAAGCGCUUCGGCCAGUCGGGCUCGCUCAAGGUCCACCUGAGGGCGCACACGGGACAGAAGCAGUUCAUCUGCUCACAGUGUGGCAAGACCUUCAUCUCCUCCAGUCACCUCAAGAGACACCUGAGUGUUCACGUCGGUGAGUCUGUGCACUAGCCUAGUGUUUGGGGCGACUCUCCAGUCUGACUUCUUAAACGUUGUCGUUCCCAUUGAAAGGAAAACGAUGUCUGCAUCACCUAUCGAAGGAUCGUCCAGUAAUCCUGUCCCGCCGAAUACCUGAUAAAUGUUUCCAUAUUAUACUGAACAAUAAAUAUAUAUAUAUAUAUAUAUAGAAGUACAUUUUUGAUAGAAUUUCUAAGCUACUGAACAUUAGUAUCUGCGUGUAUAAAUAAUGUUUGUAAAGUUUCAGUCUGUUUAUCCAAGCCGAGACUUAAUGGAAACCAUUAAUGUUUGAAAUUCCGCAUCUGUUGUAUGGAAGAUCUGUUUGGUUUGGUUUGUUUUCCAGCCUGUCCUGUUGGUACUGGACAGCUUUUCUGUUCACGCUGUUUACAUCAAUACAGUGUGUAGUGAAUCAUCCAAUGUCUUGGCUUAGUUUUAACUUCAAGUCUUUUUUUUUUUGGCUGAGAUAUUACCGCGAACAAUAUUUUUUUACAAGAUGGUGGAUGCUUAAGACCGCUAAAAGCAGGGAUUGAGAAGCUACGCCAGACGGGAUCUGCUGGUGUACUGAAUCAGUUCAAGUACGAUACGCGCCGUUUUCAUUGGAUGAAAUUGUGUGUGUUUCUGACCGACCAAUACGUGUUGAAUACACACAGUGUCCUUAAGAAAGUAGCAUUCCCAUUCUGCAGUUACAUUUCAGACGUUUCCUUGACCGGAUUUGCAGUGUCCUUUUAUUUAAAUUAAUUUAUCACUGAGACACAUUUCUGAGAGCUCGCUUUCAUUCGAUUAUCCAUGCCUAUGAAUUAGUCAUUUAGGUUAUCGUCUAUAGUUAAUGUAGGCCUUUUAUUUAUUUUGUUUAUAAGUGUAUUUUUUUUGGGGGGGGGAAUACACACAUUGUGAACAGAGUUGUACCAAGAGAGGCAUAGAAAAAUUGCCACUCUGACGCUGGGUUUUAAUAAAACAUCAAGAGAAGGA